This is a messenger RNA of Coturnix japonica (Japanese quail), 3105 nucleotides long. It is a transcript of the gene GATA6, whose product is annotated as GATA binding protein 6. Gene Ontology annotation, biological process: epithelial cell differentiation; negative regulation of transcription by RNA polymerase II; positive regulation of transcription by RNA polymerase II. The record is from RefSeq and is a predicted model, not a curated record. Gene Ontology annotation, molecular function: RNA polymerase II cis-regulatory region sequence-specific DNA binding; DNA-binding transcription factor activity, RNA polymerase II-specific; zinc ion binding. NCBI's taxonomy places the organism in Eukaryota, Metazoa, Chordata, Aves, Galliformes, Phasianidae. Gene Ontology annotation, cellular component: nucleus.
GCGGCGAGAGGCGCCUCCUCUCUCCCAUUUAUACGCCGCCCGCCGCCGCCGCUGCCCCUCGGCGCUGGAUCCCUCCCGGCCCGGAGCCGGCAGCAGCGCGCAGAGCGGAGCUGCAUGGCCGUGGCUGAAGGCGGCUGCUGCGCGGCGGAGCGGUGCGCUGCGUCUUCGUACCCCUUCGCCGCCCGGGCGCCUCCUUCGCCCUCUUCCUCCUCCACCUCCGGGACCCCCGCUCCGGAGCCCGGCGGCAGCCCCCGACCCGCCCCGCCGCACCUCGGGGCCGUCCCCGCUCCCGGCCCGCCCGCCCGCCGGGAGGAGGACGUCCCGCUGCCGCUCUCGCUGCCUCCGGACUCGGAGCGGCCGCCGGCGAUGUACCAGACCUUGGCUAUCUCGGCCUCGCAGGGCCCCGCGCCCUACGACGGAUCUCCGGGCGGCUUCAUGCACUCCGCUCCCAGCUCGCCCGUCUACGUGCCCACCACCCGCGUGGGCUCCGUGCUGCCCACGCUGCCCUACCUGCAGGGCGGCGGAGCGGCCCAGCCCGGCCACGCUCCGGCCGGCCACGUCUGGUCGCAGCCGGCGACCGAGAGCCCGUCGUACGGCGCCGCGGGCGGCGCGCAUCCCUCGGGCCGCUUCCCCUACUCGCCCAGCCCGCCCGUGGCCAACGGCGCCUCUCGGGAGCAGUACGGCGGCGGGCUGGCGGCGAGGGAGCAGUACGGAGCGCUGCCGAGGCCGCUGAACGGCUCCUACCCGGCUCCCUACGCUUCCUACGUGGGGCCGCAGCUCGGCCCCGCCUGGCCCGCGGCGCCCUUCGAGAACUCCGUGCUGCACUGCCUGCAGGGACGAGCGGCGCCCAUCCCCGUGCGGGCUCCCAGCGCAGAGCUGCUGGAAGACCUCUCUGAGAGUCGCGAGUGCGUCAACUGCGGUUCCAUUCAGACCCCGCUCUGGAGGAGGGAUGGCACCGGGCACUACCUGUGCAACGCCUGCGGGCUCUACCACAAAAUGAACGGCAUCAACCGGCCCCUCAUCAAGCCCCAGAAGAGAGUGCCCUCGUCGCGGCGGCUUGGCCUGUCCUGUGCCAACUGCCACACCACCACCACCACCCUUUGGCGCCGGAACGCUGAGGGUGAGCCCGUCUGCAACGCCUGCGGCCUCUACAUGAAGCUUCACGGGGUUCCCCGACCACUUGCUAUGAAAAAAGAAGGAAUUCAGACGAGGAAACGAAAACCUAAGAACAUAAAUAAGUCAAAGGCAUGCUCUGGUAACAGUACUACUGCAGUUCCUAUGACUCCAACAUCCACGUCUUCUACUAACUCAGACGACUGUAGCAAAAACGCCUCCCCAAGCACACAGCCGGCAGCCUCGGGGGUGAGUAGUGACACGGCAUCCGUAUUGGCAAGCUCGUCAGUGAUGUCCGGCCCAGGAGAGAGCACCAGUCCCGAAAGCAGCAACCUUAAGUAUUCAGGUCAGGAUGGGCUGUACACAGGAGUCAGCCUGACCUCCACGGCCGAGGUGACGGCGUCCGUCAGACAGGAUCACUGGUGUGCCCUGGCUCUGGCAUGACCCGCUGCCAGCCAAGCUGGAUCCUGGCACUGUGCAGCAGCCCCCAGACGUCCAUGCGGGGUUUCUUCUGCGGAGCGGUGGCAGCGAGAGUGCUGGCUAGGGACGCUCCUCUGAAAUUGUUUCCGUGCCUUGGUGGCAGAGGCGGCUUUCAGUCCCCCUUAAGAGGCUCUGCCGAAGCAUCCUGAUCCUCAUCUAUGCAAGAAAACUGUAGGGAAAGCAAGUGCCCACCAAGGGAUAGCUAAAUGCAGCCAUACACACUCAAAAAAAAAAAAAAAAAAAAAAAAAAAAGAAAGAAAAAAAAAAAAGUAAAAAUAAAAAGGAAAAUUGGGGGAAAAAAAAAAGAGAGAAACCUAGACCUAUUGAUAGAUUCCAGAAACACAUCCUCAACUCACCCAGCAGUGCUGCCUUUCUGAUUGUAUAUUUGUUUUCACUCUCUCAUCACCUUCUCCUCCCAAGAAUUUGAUGGAUGCCGUCAGCGUUGGGGAAGUUUGAAUUAUUAGAGAUAAGCAGAUACUUUCUGAAGUGUUGGUAGCGUGUACUGCUGGAGUCAGCGUGGGCGCCAGAGCUGGACAUUUGACCUCUUCACCCAUCCUGUGCCCGCCUUGCUCUGCUCCCAUGUGCCAGAGCCCAGCAAUGCCCGGCGAGGAAAUCACAGCCUUUGGUACAAACCUCACGGGAUCGAGCUGGCGAAGGAGGUUUUGUUGUUGUUUAAGAUAUUUACUCACUUUGCGAGACUGCUCUAUAACUUUUGAAGUACACUGUGACUGAGGUUCAUGAAAGUUCAUGUUUUGUGGCUGAACUGUAUAGAGUCAGUCGAAAUUUGUAAACAGGGUAGCAAUCAGAUAUUUUCUCUUCCAUAUAUACAAUAAUUUUUUUUUUUUUUAAGAAAAAGAAGUGCAAUUUGCGUUGCAGCAAUCAGUGUUAAAUCAUUUGCAUAAGAUUUAACAACGGUUUUUAUACGAAUGAAUGAAUGUAAACAUUUUAACUUAAUGGUACGUAAAUAAUUUAAAAGAAAAACUUAACUAGGCAUCCUUAGGCUUUUUAGUGCAACAAAACCCAUCCACUUUCUGUAUUUCCAGUUGCUAAAGCGGGAGUUUCAAAGAACAAGCCUUCUCUCAGGAAAAUUGCCCUAGCUGUUUGCUCCUAAGUUUUGUACAUUAAAGCAAAUGCAUCCCCAGGUCGGUUAUUAUUAAUUUUUGCCAUUUGAAAGAAGUAUGUACUGGAAAGAAACGAAUCGCAAUGAAACUUUACUACCUAACCGAUACAUAUGUAAAUAGUCCAUAAGAUAUGAAGGCAUCUUUGAAAUUUAGGAUGCGAUCUGUAUAGUGUGACUGACUGACACAUCGUUAGGUUGGUUUCCAUUGUUUUUUAAAUGGGAUGGCAUUUGGAAAGUUGUUUCAUCAGAGCUCUACAAAUAAAAGGGUAUCUUUUUUUGCUUUUUUUUUUCCUUUUUUUUUUUUUUCUUUCCUUUUUCUUUCUGUACACUGUGCCUUCUCCUUUGUUUCAGCCCCAUCAGUUAAUCUGUAUUAAAAGCUAUGGAUGCAGGCA